AUGAUAAAACAAAUUUUAAUAUUAAUUUCAAUUUUACUGUCUAUUUCUUAUGGACAAAAAGUGAUUCAUUUCAAUACUGCAUCUGAUUGUUUCCAAGGAUGUGAUUUCAAUGAUGGAUCAGUAUGGAUUGGAGGAGUUUCGCCAAACAACAACUAUCAAUACAUUGCAUCGAUCGAUUACUCCAACUCAAAGAACAAGUAUUCACAAAAGAUUGAUUCAUUUAUCAAUUUGAAGCUUGCCGGUUUGACCAUUAUUGGUAGUCCCGCCACCUCUGUCUAUUUCACAUUGUUUGCUCAAAGCGAUAUAGGACCUGCCCCCACUGUGAUUGGUGGUAAUGUCACCUUUACCAUUGCCAGUGGUGGAGCGUUUGGCGCCGACAACUUGACACUCGCCAACCAAGCCAGUCUCAUUCUCAAUUCAAACUGCAAUGCCUUGAUCAACACUGGUGUCUUUGAAGCUGGAUCACUCUACACUCAGGAUAGUUUGGGUAGUUUUGACUCUCAAUAUGGAUCUACUUUUGAAGGAACCUUUCAUGUAGCCAACCAAACCACAGUCUAUCUGUAUGGCAAAAACUACAUUGCUGGUAGUUUUAGCAUUCUCGGGGAGACCAAGAUUGAAGUCGCCGACAUUUACACACAGGCCUAUUUCUAUGACCUCCGAGUCACCAGUCUUGUCCAAGUCACCCCCCACAGUGGCCUAUUUGUCACCUAUGACUUGACCGCUCCAAACAUCUAUGUCUCCAACCAAGGUCGCCUCGCCACCAACCAAUACCAAACCCUCCCAGAAGACGGUUCACCCAUUAUCGUCAAUAUCGGCUUUAUCUGGAACGAUCAAGGUAGUACCGUCAGUUUUGGUCCAGCCGAUACCAUUACCAUCGGCCAAGUCAACUCUCUCGGAUCGGUUCAAUUCCGCGGUGACUCUCUUGUCACUGUACAGUCUAGUCCAUUGCAAUUGCAAUCAAACUUUACACUCUUUUACUUGAAUACCGUCAACAAUGCUGAUGGAUCCACUGCCACAUUCAACCUCAACAACACCUCUAUCGAAACCAUCAUUCCAUACACUUCAACCUCUGCCGAAACACUUGUCCUCAUUAAUUACACUGGAAAAAACAAUCAAUUGGGUUCAUCUGGUAUAAACUCUUUAGUCAACACCACUGUCAUUGUCAACGUUGACUCUACACUGUCUCUCUACAACUCUCAAAUAUCGUUUGUAAAAAAUUCUACCAUCUCUCUCUUGCCAGUUUCCAAUGUCAUCAUUGCAGGUGGUUCUCAAGUCACCAUUCCAAACAUUACCGUCCAACAAGCUACUCUGAGCAUUGCUAAUUCAAACUUGGAUGGUACCGUUUCCCUUUUCGACGGAGGUCGUCUCUUUUUCAAUGUAUCUACUACCACCUCUUCAAUCUAUCUCUCUGGUGAAUCCAAUGCCUUUUUAUCUGCUCCACUUUACAUUUCGGGUGGUCUCUACCUCACUGACUCUUCCUCUGUCGAUAUUACCGUUGAUCAAUUGGCCACUACCACCGGUUCGGUUUCCGUUGCAAUCCAAGGCGCCAUCAAUCUCGACUCAUACUCUCAAUUGACCAUUACCGUUCCCAAUGCUCAUAAUCUCAUCAUUGGAAAGACUUUUUACCUUGUAGCUAGUCAUGCUCCAAUCAACAUCGACACCAACAAUCAAGUCACCCUCAACAACUAUUUACCAAGUCAUUUGGUUCCACAAUUUGCUACCACAACUAUCAACUAUGUUAAUUAUUUAACUCUUACAGUCAUUUAUGUUCGUUAA
Cavenderia fasciculata is the source of this 1776-nucleotide messenger RNA. RefSeq lists its product as uncharacterized. Bases 1 to 1776 code for a protein of 591 amino acids. The record is from RefSeq and is a predicted model, not a curated record. The transcript has a single exon. Lineage: Eukaryota; Evosea; Eumycetozoa; Acytosteliales; Cavenderiaceae.